This is a messenger RNA of Aplysia californica (California sea hare), 10600 nucleotides long. RefSeq names its product myoferlin. Lineage: Eukaryota; Metazoa; Mollusca; Gastropoda; Aplysiida; Aplysiidae. Gene Ontology annotation, biological process: plasma membrane organization; membrane fusion. Gene Ontology annotation, cellular component: membrane. The record is from RefSeq and is a predicted model, not a curated record.
GCCAUUCCCACAAUCCUUGUACAGUUUGUUGAUGUAAUGAGUGGAGGAGAGAAGAAAGUUUGUGCUGCAUGAAUGCCCAUGGAAAAUCGAUAAAUUGUUCUGACUGAUGGGAUUACGGGGAAAGUUUUGUGGGUGCAAUAUUUGAAAUGUCUCUACAAGUUGUUGUGCUCGGUGCUACAAACGUUCCAAACCCUGAAACUUUUGGAAAAUGCGAUCCUUACGCUGCUCUUGAGUUUCAAGGUCUGCGCAAGAAAACAGCUGUUGUCAAAGGGGAUAUCAAUCCACAAUGGAAUGAGACAACUUGGAACUGCGAAGGUAGCUCUCAGAGAGUUUGUCAGUGGGGGAUCUCGGGAGUUGGAAGCGCCAUUGAUUGACUCCAAUAAGCGACAACAACAAGCGUCCGCUGUCAGGUUGAAGAUCACGUGCACACAGCCGGCCGGAGCCGCGGGAGCUGGAGGGAAUCAAAAUGGCGCAGGCACAGUCAUCGAAGUGGACGGUGAGGACGAGGAGGAGGACGAGGACGAGGUGGACGGCGGUGUGGGCAGCGCGGGCGGUGACCAAGGGGACGGAGCCUCGGGCACCAAGAGCAAGAAAAAGAAGAAAAGAAAGGCCAGGAAACAGCGGCCGGAGCUCUCCACCAAGGCCCAGGACCAGCAGAUAUACAACUCGAGAACAUUGAGAUCUGAUGCCCUUAUAGGAUCCUUCAAGUGUGACGUUGGACUAAUCUACGAUGAGCAACAGCAUGCCCUGAUCAACAAGUGGGUUCUUCUCAGUGACCCUGAGGAUGCCACGUCAGGCGCCAAGGGCUACCUCAAGAUCAGUGCCUGUGUCAUGGGGCCCGGGGAUGCUUCUCCGAACAUGGCCGCCAAGCCGGAUGAUGAAGAUGAAGAUAUUGAGAGCAACCUGCUGAGGCCAGCAGGUGUUCAGCUCAGACCAGCUACUUUCGCUCUCCGCCUGUUCCAUGCUGAGGACAUCCCACGGAUGGACUCGGCUUUUCUCGAGGGUGUGAAAAAAGUGUUCAGGAUUGGUGAGGAGCAGAAGGAGUUGGUCGAUCCAUAUUUUGUCUUCAGUUUUGCCGGCAAAGAGGUCAGGUCCAAGAUCAUGUACGCGAAUGACCACCCAGACUGGUAUCAGGAGCUCAGGCUUGGACUUCAGUUUCCAUCCAUGUGUGAGCGGUUAAAAUUUCAAAUCAAAGAUUGGGACCGGCUGAACCCUGACGACUAUGUGGGCACCUUGUUCCAGCCCAUCUCCAUCAUAUCGUCUAGCGGAGAAAAGGGAUUCCUGCCGACGUUUGGGCCGUGCUAUGUCAACUUUUACGGCUCCACCAGAGAGUACACGGACCUGCCCGAUGAUUAUGAGGAUCUUAAUCUGGGCAAGGGAGAAGGUGUGGCUUACAGAGGCCGUGCCCUGAUACAACUGACCACCACCCUGGGCGAGCUGCCCGAGACUGCUGUAGAGGAGAUUGGCGGAGACGACCGUCUCAGAGUCCAGAAAUUCAUGAGACGGCGAAAGUACCGUGUCCAUGCAGCCUUCCUCAACGCCAGUAUGAUCAGUGCCAGUCACGUGGACGCUCCCAUUGAAUUUGAAGUCAGCAUGGGUAACUAUGGUAACAAACUGGAUGAGAACGUGCCACCAUCACCUUCCACCACCCAGCCCACCAACGCGGUGUUUGACGGCUGCCACUACUACUUCCUGCCCUGGGGUGGCACCAAGCCCUGCGUGGUGGUCGACUGCUCCUGGGAGGAUAUCUCCUUCAGGCUGGAGUCCCUCAACAUCAUGCUCAACAUUAUCGAGAGACUAGAAGCGAACCUGGAACGUGUGCAGAUUGGUAUCAAAGCAAAGCUCCCAGUGCCAGAGCUAGCCCAACUCCUCAUCUCUCUAUUGGAUCAGCUGAUCUCUGAUUGCGGGUCACCCUUGUCUCCAGCCCGCGAUGGCGAACAUGUGACCAAUGAGCUUGACCAGUUGACCGAGCUAGAGAGGAAGGAUACGCUGAAGCACGUCAAGAGCGCGGCGUUAACACUCAGAGAGAAUGCUACAGAUCUGGAGGAAGCCUUGGUGGAAGUGGAGAACUAUGCGUCCAUCUUGAGAAAUGUUGCUCAGGAGCCCCAGAACAGCAUGCCAGAUGUUAUCAUCUGGAUGAUCAGUGGCCAAAAGAGGAUCGCUUAUUUCCGCAUCCCAGCCAAUGAGCUUCUUUACUCUGACAAAGAAGACAGCAGAGGAACGUGCUGUGGCAAACUCAUGACACUGGCUUUGCGGUACCCGCAUGUGAAGGACAAGGACAAGAAAGCUGACAUCCCGGCGGUGCUGCGGGUCAAGCUGUGGCUUGGGCUACAGACCCAGGAGUCCGCCUGGCACCGCAUGCAGACUGAGGGAGAGCUGGCUGUCUAUGCGGAGACUUAUGAAAAUCAAGUAAACAUCUUGGGCACUUGGACCAACAAGGGCCCCACCAUGACAAGACCCAAGUUCUCAGACAGUGAAGGAAGAAUUGAGCUGAACAAGAACGAGUUCACCCCACCCCCUGGCUGGACAUGGGAGGGAGACUGGUACAUCAGCCCAGAGCUCAGUAUGUUGUUUGACAAGGACGCUGGUCACCACACAUACCUGGAGGACAUCUAUGAGUGCCACUCUCGCAACAUCCCUGGUGGGGGCUGGGGGCCGGCUUCAAGGCCUUGGGCAGAUGUGAAAGGUGACCAGGCCCCUGAAAGGGCAGCAGUUCCCCUGCCUGAGGGCUGGAAGUGGGACGAUGACUGGCAGAUUGAUUUGGGCCGUGCUGUGGACGAGGAAGGCUGGGAAUACUGUGUGGAGGCCACGGUGGGAGGCUACGGGCCUGUGGAGAAGACUUACCACUUGUGUCGCCGACGCCGGUGGCUGAGGCCUCGUACAUUUGUGCAAGGAGCUGCAAAGAAAAAAGAGAGACUGGAUCUUAUGAUGGAGGAGCGAAAGAAGAAGCAGACAGAAGGCUGGGAGUACGCACCCCUGUUCAACAUGAAGUUCCAUGCCCAGGAGAGGACCAUGGACCUGGUCCGUCGUCGUCGCUGGCAUCGCAAGAUGAUCUCGCUGGGCACCGAUGGCUCUUGCUUCUUCAACGUCCAGCAUGAGAGCAAGGAAGACCAGGACAAGGAGACGGCACAGCUAGUCUCUCUGGCUGCUCCGAGAAUGUUCCUUACCUACAAAUCCUCCCACAAGUAUCAGCUGAGAGCUUAUGUGUACCAGGCCAGGGAUGUUUUGGCGGCGGACGACACAGGCUUGUCAGAUCCGUUUGCCCGUGUCUCCUUCAUGACCCAGAGCAUGGUGACCGAGACAGUGAAGAAAUCCCUCAGCCCGACCUGGGACCAAACGCUCAUCUUCGGCGAGGUCGACAUUUAUGGAGAUCCAAGGAAUUUAGAGACCACACCACCAGAGAUCUAUGUGGAGUUGUUUGACUAUGACACAUUUGGCAAACCAGAGUUCCUGGGAAGGACCAAAGCUCAGCCUAUGGUGAAACUGGACCCGGCAGAUGCCCGUACACCGGUGCUACAGUGGUACUCUAUUGUACGACAAGAGCAGGAGGGAGGGGAGCUUCUUGCUGCUUUUGAACUCAUCAAGAUGCCAGAAAAUAUGCCUACAGAUGAAGAGUUUCCGGAUGCUGAUUCUGAUGAAGAGACUGAGAUCACGACCAAGGAUCUGCCGUUCCUACCACCUAAGAGAGGAAACCUGUACAUUGUGCCUAAUGGCAUCAGACCUGUUAUGCAACGGACUGCUAUUGAGAUUCUUUGUUGGGGUGUGAGGAACAUGAAGAAGUUCCAGCUGGCUGCGGUUACCUCCCCCAGCGUGCGCUUUGAGUGUGGUGGCCACGUCCAGGACUCUGUGAUCAUCAAGGACACCCGCCGGAACCCUAACUUUGUCGAGAACAUCCUGUUCUUCGAUGUGAUGCUGCCAAAAGAAGAGCUGUACAUGCCGCCAAUGAACAUCCGUGUGAAAGAUCACCGCCAAUUUGGUCGCAAGCCUACAGUGGGAGUCCACAUUUUGAAGUCCUUGGAAGAAUUUCGUUGCGACCCAUCGAAAGAAACUGCAUCUGCAACCAGAGCCCUCCCCCCAGCCACUAAUGGACCUCCUGCUCCGAAACCUCCCGAUGGUCCUGACGGUCCAGGAGACCCCAGUGAAAUGAUGACAGCGCCCUCUACGCCUGGAGGAGGGGACGGAGCCUCCACUAGUGACCGCACCCCACUGACCGACAAGCCUGUGGGACCAGAGGACACCGUCAUUCAGAUGACAGAGGAGGAAGACAAAGACUUGGGAGUUCUGAGUCGAAUCGGCAACGCAGUCAAGUCAGGGAUGUCAGAGUUACUGCUUAGGGAUUCAGAACUGACCAAGCAAGAACUGGAUUGGUGGUCCAAGUACUAUGCCUCUACAAAUGACCUUGAAAAAUGUAAAAAGUACCAUGCCCUUGGCUAUGACACUUUGGAGCUUCUGUCAGGAGAACUGGAGAAGGAGGAAACAUAUCGAGGCUUCUCAGAUUUCUGUCACACUCUGGCCCUCACUCGGGGCAAGAAUGAUGAUGACGAGGAUGACAAUGUAAUCGGGGAAUUCAAAGGUUCGUUCCGCGUGUACCCUCUGCCCCCUGACCCUAGUCUGCCGCUGCCCUCACGUAUCUUCCAAGCCUUGCCACCCAGCACACCCGAGGAGUGUAUCAUCCGUGUCUAUGUGAUCCGGGCUGUGGAUCUGCAGCCUCAUGACCCCAACGGAUUGGCUGACCCUUAUGUGGAGGUGGAGCUUGGCAAGAAGAAGCUCAGCACCAGUGAUGAGUACAUCCCCAACACCAUCAACCCAGUGUUUGGCAGGCUGUUUGAGAUGAAGGCAUUCAUCCCUCUCACCAAGGAUUUGAAAGUCAGGGUCAAGGACUAUGAUCUGCUCAGCUCCGACGACACGAUCGGAGAGACGACGAUUGACCUUGAGAACCGAUACCUCUCCAAGUACAGGGCAACCUGUGGCCUGCCAAAAACAUACUGGGUAUCCGGUGUGAACCAGUGGCGUGAUGCACAAAAGCCACGUGACAUCCUGUUGGAGUACUGUCAGCGCAACCUCCUGGAGGGUCCCACCUUCCCCACCAGCACCAGCUGUAAAGUGGGAAGCAGGACUUACAAGCUCUCUGACUUUGAAAAAACUCCCCCAAAGAACAAGCAUUGGGGACCAGAAGACCAGCGAUUGGCUCUGCAUAUUCUCAACUUGUUCCCAUUGGUGAAAGAACACGUUGAAUCUAGGCCAAUCUACAACCCACUGCAGCCAAAUAUAGAGCAGGGUCGCCUUCACAUGUGGGUCGAUGUCUUCCCAUCGUCUCUGGGAGCACCGGCUGCUCCAUUUGACGUUGGCCCAAGAAAACCGGCCAAAUAUGUCCUGCGUGUGGUCGUCUGGAACACCAAGGAUGUGAUUUUGGAGGAGGAAUCGAUCACAGGUGAAAAGAUGAGUGACAUCUAUGUCCAGAGCUGGAUGGCCGGUGUUGACCAGAAGCAGAAGACAGAUGUCCACUACAGGUCCCUGGAUGGAGAAGGAAACUUCAACUGGAGGUUUGUUUUCCCCUUUGACUACCAGGUGGCAGAACAGUCUCUCGUGGUGAAGAAAAAGGAACACUUCUGGAGUCUGGAUGAGACUGAGAUACGUACUGUUCCUAAGUUCAUCACCCAGAUCUGGGACAAUGACAAAUUCUCCAAGGAUGACUUCAUUGGUCACCUGGAGCUCAACCUGAAUGCGAUGCCACUCCCUUCGAAGCGGUCCAGGAACUGCACACUGAAGAUGCUUCCUGAUGCCAACCCUGAUGUGAAGCUGGUCUCCUUGUUUGAGAUGAAGCACAUGCGUGGUUACUGGCCCUGUUUCGAUGAAUCUAGCGGAACUCGGGAGCUCACGGGCAAGGUGGAGAUGGAGCUGGAGCUGAUCUCGUCCGAAGAUGCUGAGGAGCGACCGGCCGGUCAGGGCAGAGAGGAGCCCAACAUGUACCCGAAGCUUGACCCACCGAAGCGGCCAGACACCUCGUUCCUGUGGUUCACGUCUCCCUGGAAGACGCUGAAGUUUGUGAUCUGGCGUAACUACCGCUGCCUCAUCAUCAUGACCAUCCUGAUCCUCCUGGUGGUGCUGCUCAUCGGCCUCUUCAUCUACUCCUUCCCUGAACAACUGUCGAGAUGGAUGGUCGGCAACUAGAUGUAGAACCACAGAGAGGUUUGAUAUUUGGAUGUUUCUCCGGAGGGACUGCACCUGUGGUGUUUACAAAUCCUGACUUACCACCAAGAGGACAAUCAUGACGCAAGACGAUUUUGAUUAUAAGUAGACUGUACUGCUGAAAGGAAAACAUUAAUUUGUGCUGCAUUUUUUUUAGAGAAGCAAGAAUUAUGAUUAAAUACCUUUCCAUUGUCAUACCUUUCUUGUUAGUGAGAAAUUCAGUGUAGACGUGGCACUAUUGUUUAAAUUAGGUUGUUGGGUUGGGGUUUUUUUCAUUGGUUUUCCACAUCACAUUUUUUUUUCUUUAUUGAGUUUAACUACUUUUUUUCUGAUGAAGAGUAGAAUAUAAUGAAGUUGUGAAAAUGACCAUGUAAUGUGAUUAUUUUGUUAAACAAUUGAUGAUUACUGACUUUAUUAAGUGUCAAAAUUUCUGAGACUGAACGUCAUUUUACAGACUUUAUUUUAUAGUUUCAAGUCAAAGAACUGCUGUGCAUGACCUGACUAGUGACUCUGACAUGUUUUAUUUUAUUAUUAUAAUUAUAAUUUCAUAUAAGAUACGUUUUAAGCACAAGUGAUGAUUUCAUAUGCACUUUAGUACUGUUGUUGUGGUCAUUCCAUUUCAUUGGUUCAUUCUAACUUGUGGGGAAAGUAUGCCAAUGUUUAUGAUCAUCUAAAUAACGUCACGAAAGCCUUUUCCUUCAAUCAAAUGACGCCUACUGAAAUUUCCAAACAGGAACAGUAAAUAAGUCAGAAAUAAUUCUCAAUUCAGCUCAUGUUUCUUACCACUUGUUUUUUUUUAAAUCUCUGCCACAAGCAAGUAGAAAAGAAGGAGUAUAUUUUAAUGUGUUUGUCGGGGUUGGGAAAAGUCAUAUUUUAUCCUCUCCUAGGGAGAAGAAUUGAGGAAUAUCCUGCUAAAGAACAACUUAAGUGCACUCUGCUUUUUGUUUAUACUUACUGAUAUAUUUGUAUUCGUUGUCUUUCACGGCCUUGUUGCUGUUAUGAUGAGAUAUUACAGUAUCUGAUUCAGGCACACAAAUGAAAUAUGAAACCGUUUUUGUUAAAUCUUAGUAAGUACACACAAAACUGAACAAUUUUAUUAUUUUAAUCUGUUCUUUUUAAUUUGAAUACUCUCGUGUGAUGUAAUCCCUUUAUUUUUGUCUUGAUGCACCUCCUCCUCAUACUGAUUGAAUCAUCUGAAACUUCUUUUAUUGUAUUAUGGCAUUUCAAUAUGUUUUUAUUGAACUGUCGAUGUAGUAGAAAUCGCUUGGUGGGAGAAACUGCAUUCUUUUUUUAAAGUAUACGUAGAGAGAGAAAAAUGAUGUGUAUGCUCAUCUGGUAUAGUUGGGUUGGCUUUAGACCAUUGUGUUAACAGGCGUUUUAGCUUGUUUUCUUGUCGUGUCAGACAAAGGAUGUGAGUUAAAAUGAUCAAAGUAUUUGUGUUUUUUUUAAUGAAAAAAAAAAAAACAACCCCUCACCAAGAACGACUUAAUUGAUGUCAACGACUGGUUAUUUUUUAUUUCUCUCUGAACAUUAUGAGAAUGUUACUCAUCAGAGAUUAAGUUAGUGGAAACUUGUUUCCAGUCCCGUUAGAUAUUUGAGCAUAUAACUGCUUUGCGGUUUAUUUUUUUCUCCAAAAUAUGUAUGCAUGAGUGCUUAUAGCUCAGUUGGUAUCUUGCUGGACUGCCGUUUGGAAUUCCCAGAUUUGAGUCCCCAAUAGCGUGCUCUUGAUCUUGGGUUGUGUGGGGAGUUUUUCCAGCGCUCCACUUACUUGGUUCGGUCCUGUCUCCGAUGGACGUUAAAUUUGGAGAUCCCACCUUUGAAAUAACCUAACACUACACACUGUUUUUCAGGGACGUUGAGUCCAUACCACACUACAGUAAAAAAAUAUUGGGUCAGUGUUGUGGGUGGAUAUGAAGGAGGUGUCUUUGGUCUCCCUUUUUUCUUACUAGUCAUGAGUUGUGAAGCACAAACUGUACUGCUAUAGCUGUAACCUGUGACAAACCAUUUCCUUGUUGUGGGUGUGACAUGGGAAGUCAGUUCUUUUUGAAGCACUACCAGCUCAGGGCAAGUUACUUUUUCCAAAAGCCGAAAGCAGAUUCCAUAGCUGACUUGAUUUUCAUGCUUUAGUUAUUUUCAGAAUAAAUCUGUUACUGACGGACGCAGAUUGGCAAUUAUUGGCACAGACAGCUGAAGAUACAAAGUAGAAUGAAAAUUUCCUAGAUUUAUUGUUAUGAAGAAAUGAAUUCUGCUUGAAACUUUACAACAAUAACUUUAGUCUCCCCAUCUGCUCACUGCUCUGUAGACCAUUUUUAUUAUUUUUUUUGCCCCAUGUCUUUAUUGCCUACAUCAGCUGUGGUGCCAAAAUGUAAAAAAAAGAAAAAUAUAUAAUAUUUGAUUGUUUUGUCAAUAUAAAUGUCUGUAAGUCAAAGUGUGGUUUGAAUAGUUGAAACUGUCAAGAGAAAAGAGAGGUGUUGAUGAAGGUUAAGCAAAUGAGAUCACAAAGAAGCUGGUUCCUGUUAAAUGAUACUCUUAUGGGUUGCUUGUGGUUUUUCACGGCUUUUACAAACGCUGUACAUAGAAUGUUUCAGGGAUGUUUACAAGGCGAUAUUGAUUUUUAUUUUCUCUAUGCAGAUAUCUCAGAUCACUCGAUAGAUAGUGAUUUAAACCCAAUUUUGUUUGUGCACAAAAUAAGGCUUGAAACAUUUGCAGACUGUUUUUGAUUGGGGCGUUCCAACUCCCGAAAAAGGUGAAAGUUGAGUACAAUUACAAUGUAGAAAGAUAAUCCAGCAAUAAAACACGUUACUGUGGACUCACUUGCACAGUUUUCUCUAAGUGAAGUGAUACUCUUGACAACAGUGCUGUUACUAGUGUUACCCUGGCUUCCAUCCUCUUGGGUCUUUUGAAUACUUAUAAAUUAUAAAUUAUUUUUUAAAGGUAUAGAUUGAAGAAAACUUUCUCUCCUGUUUAAGAAUAUCAUUAGCUAUUAUCUUUUUUCAGUCUUAGAGGUUGUUGUUUUUUUACAUGACUAAUGUUUACAAUUUAAACAGAUCUGAAGACCAUGACAUAAAUGGUAACCUAAACGGUUGUGAGUUCGCAGACUAAGAACUUUUAACAAUAUUUACUUUUGAUGGGGUUCAAGUCUGGAGUUGUGUUAAAAACUCAUAUUCUCUUUACAAAAGUGACAAACUUUGCCUCGAAUAUUUGUUUUAAGUUAAUAUUCAUUUAAAAAAAAUAUAUGUUAGGAAGUAGCAGUCAUCAUCUUUUUUGCCAUUUCAAUGUAUGCUACUUCUUUUUUUAAAUAACCAUCUAUUUAAAAUGCAGUACACUCAUAGCAGUUUAUGAUCCAUGCUCUUUAAAGAUGCUUUGGAAAAAUUUUGAAGAGAGAAAUGCACCUGGUGAGCCUACCUCAUUUCCCUUUUUUUUCUUCUUUUUUUUUUUUUUGAGAGGCAAAAGUGAGGUCUGUGAUGUUGAAACUAUAGUCAUUGUUAAAGCUCACGGAGUGAUCACACUGUACAUUGAUGUUAACCAGCAAUACUGUUUCCAUUACUUUAUGGCUUGACAAUCUUUUCCAUGUGCACAUGUUUGCAAGAGCCAACAUAUCGUAACUUUUGAAGUCGACGCUUGAAUAUGAAAAUGCUCUUUUCUUUUUAUAUUCAUAGGCACUAAACAGUCCUUUGUGGUCUGUAGGUUUAUUGUUUCAGAAUGUAAUCAGGUCUUCUUGGGUAAUACUAUAGAUUGUAAAGUGCAUAGAGCUUGCUGCUGAGUGGGAAUUUGCGCUAACAAAAGUGCUAUCUGUUAUUAUUAGUAGGGUUUGUUGUUGUAGGUUUUAUUUUUUUCUUCCACACUGAAAUUUUAGUCAAGCUUUCAAGGUUUGUGUCCUUUUAUAUAAACUGUGGGCUGUGGAAUUUUAAAGCCACCCUCUUGUAUAUGGUUUGUCUCUUUGGCUGUGAAUGAGCACUGAGAACAAAAUGAAUGGUGAAGUGAAAGUUACAAUUCUCUCCAUAAGUUAGAUGUUGUUUGUUGUAGCACUUGCUCGCUGAUGAUAAAUUAUUUAUGCUGCUCGUGCCUUACAGUCAGAAAACAAAGUGAUAAUACAGCAGCGUCUGCUCUUUAAGUUAAAACGUAUAAACCCUUGUAGCACAAAAUUAUGUUGACUGUUAUAAAUUUGCAUGGCUUUGGUCUGCGUUGUGUAGACAAUGGUUUUUGCAGGUAUGAUUCUGAUCCUGCCUUUAUGCCCACCCCAUGAUGAGCCGUUUCUUGUAUCAUGACUAUAAUGCAUGUGAUGGCGGAGACCGUUUUUAAACCUACUUUUACUCCCCCCUCUUUCUUUACUUAUUAUACAUACAAUACUCUGUAACGUAAGUAUCAUCAUUAUAAUUUCUAUACACAAUAAAACAAUUUCCCUCAUGAA